CGCACAGACCGCAAAAGCUUACCACAUCCGCUCCCGAUCUCCUUGACUGCAAGUCUUCUUCCCACACGCUAUUACUCGCGAUUUACCUGCCACAAAAGAAUACCAAAAUCAUAUGGCCAACAUCAGCAUCGUGGAAGCCGACCACGAAAGGGUCGAAUUUCCCACCACAGUCAACGGCCUUCCUACCGGCUUCCCACCAGUCUUAGCACGACGUGGAGUGCCCGAAUUCAUGUGGGAUCAAGACAUGUACAUCAUCCGGCAUAUGGCAGCGAAGCUCUCUAAAGACCAAAGUAGGGAGAUAUAUCUGGUGUGUUUCACAUGUGGGCUGUCGAUUUGUUUCUACGGUGCCGCGGUGGAUCGGUUUAAUGAUCGCCUGCGAACCUACGUUGAUGGGAUGAAUGCGAGGUAUGCACCGUAUGGGGUUGUUUGGGAGAUGAGAUGGGUUCCAUAUUGUGGGACUUUUAUGUCUUAUGAGACUUAGCUGUUAAGUUUGUGUGCUUUAGUAGGGGAUGUGUGAGGAGGGGGUAUGAAGGUUCUGGUUCAGGAGCUGAGAAUAGAUACCUAGCCAGAAUUGGGACAGUAAAUGCUAUGUGAAUUCUCUUAUGAUUGGCUUAUGCUAGAUUCUAACGAUGAAACAUAAUUGCAAUAGUCCUAAAGAGAGGAAGGGUGCACGACAUCCUGACUCAAUAACCUGG
Messenger RNA from Aspergillus vadensis CBS 113365, 695 nucleotides. RefSeq lists its product as uncharacterized. The transcript has a single exon. The coding region runs from base 113 to 481 and encodes 122 amino acids. Lineage: Eukaryota; Fungi; Ascomycota; Eurotiomycetes; Eurotiales; Aspergillaceae. The record is from RefSeq and is a predicted model, not a curated record.